GGCCCGGACCCCCGGGGAGGGAGGCGGCCGGGAUGCGGUGCGAGAAGAUGGCGGCCCCGCCGCCGCCGCCGCCGCUGCCUCUGCCGCCAGCCGGCUCGGCGGGGACUUGUAUGGGCUUGCGGCGACGCUGCCAGCGGCUCCUCUACUGGGUGCCGGUCCUCUUCAUCUCCAGCAUCCUCUGCUGGUCCUACUACGCCUAUGUCACCCAGCUCUGCCUCCUGACAAUGAAAAAUAUUGGAGAAAAAGUUGUGUGCCUGGUUGCUUACCACAUAUUUUUCAUGCUGUUCGUCUGGUCAUAUUGGAAAACAAUCUUUACGCUACCAAUGAAUCCUUCAAAAGAAUUUCAUCUAUCAUAUUCAGACAAGGAAUCCCUAGAGAGGGAGCCUAGAGGUGAAUCCCAGCAAGAAGUCCUAAGACGGGCAGCCAAGGAUCUUCCUAUCUAUACACGGACAAUGUCUGGAGCAAUCAGAUACUGUGACAGAUGCCAUCUUGUAAAACCAGAUCGUUGCCAUCACUGUUCUAUAUGCGACAAAUGCAUUUUGAAAAUGGAUCAUCAUUGCCCUUGGGUGAACAACUGUGUAGGAUUCUCCAAUUACAAAUUUUUUCUUCUCUUCUUGGCUUACUCUCUACUGUAUUGCCUUUUCAUUGCUGCAACGGAUUUACAGUAUUUCAUCAAAUUUUGGACAAAUGGCCUUCCUGAUACUCAAGCCAAGUUCCACAUCAUGUUUUUAUUCUUUGCUGCGGCUAUGUUUUCUGUCAGUCUGUCUUCUCUCUUUGGGUAUCACUGUUGGCUUGUCAGCAAGAAUAAGUCUACGCUAGAGGUGUUCAGAGCUCCCAUAUUUCGCCAUAGAACAGACAAGAAUGGCUUUAGCUUGGGCUUCAGCAAAAACCUAAGGCAGGUGUUUGGUGAUGAGAAGAAAUACUGGUUGGUGCCUGUGUUUUCAAGUCUAGGGGAUGGUUGCUCCUUCCCAACUUGCCUUGUUAAUCAGGACCCUGAGCAAGCUUCCACACCCAGUGCUCUUAAUUCAACAUCCAAAAAUGAGAACCACCUGUUUCCUGCAAAGCCGUUGCGUGAUUCCCAGAGCCACCUUCUUACAGAUACACCAUCUUGGUCAGAAACCAGUGGGAAGGCUGAAAAGGGCAAAGUUGGUAUGAGCAAUCCUGCAUUAACCAUGGAAAAUGAAACCUAGUUUCCCUUAAAAGAAACAUCUGAAUACAUAAGGAAAAAGUUGAAGAAAAAGCUGUCAUCGGAAGGAAGAUGCGUUCUUCCAAAUAUCAGCCCUGUUGGCCAGCUGCUCCUGUCUGCUCCUGUGUGGAUGUGCUCAGAAAAUAAACUGACAGAUGAUUAGCUGUCUCCAUGUCAUUGCUUGAAACACGAAACCAAACAUACUACUUCUGAACCAUACAAAGAAUGUUUCAACUUCAAAAUUACUGGAUUUGAAUGGCGAAGGUUGAUUCUGAAAUGGAAAAAAAAAGAAAAGGAGUCUGAGUUUACUAUUGUAGGAAUUCAAUGGCUGGUUUUACUUCGAUAUUCAGCACAAGAAAAUGUGACCUCCUUGCAUAUCAGUCUGUGUGCUUGCCUUGGUUUUGAAAAUUCACCUGUUAAUUCAAAUCGCUGUAAGUAGUUGACUUUAAAAUCAGAUUUUUGCACUACUGGCUUUACAAAUUGGGAGAACAGCCAGUGUUGAUUACGAAUAACUUAGUAGCUUGGUGGUCUGUAUUUUCUUUUGAGAGCUUGAUAAGCAAUUUUUGAAGAUAAGGAGACCCAAGUGGAGUGUCUGACUAUUUUUGGAACAUUUUGGGGAAAUUUUUGGUAAAAAUUAUUGAAAAGUUCUGUUUUCCUUCAGAUCUAUACUAUCAAUAGUUUGAAAAGUUGCAGAGAGGGGAAAAUUGCCUUUGUUAAUUGAAUGCUGCAGUGGGUCACUGGUAAGUGGAGCAAUAAAAAGCCUGUGUUCAGAUGGGUAAUACAUACAUGAAGCUGGCCAGCUGGGGAGUUUGAAGGGAGCUGCACAGGGCAGUGCUAUGAAAUGGGAAUUUUAUUGUCCCAUUUGGAAUUAUUAAUCCCUUUGGGAAAUGAAUGUUGGCACUUAACUUUGAUCCAAAAGGCUUUUUACCAACCUGCCUUCCUGAGAGCCACUGUCUUUCAAAAUCCUAGUUUCUUAUUAAUCAAGAGUUGUCUCAGAUGUCUUUUUUUUCACUUGUUCUUUAAGACACUGCCUUUCUUGCUGCAUAACUUAAUGAAUACGGUCAAGGAGGCUUACUCUUCUAAUUUGUGAUAUUUACAUUUACAGGACAACAGAGGUUUGAUUGCGAUACCAUAAAGCCAAGCUGCUGCAGGUAGGGAACCCCCUUCAGUUCAGGUCAGUUCAGGAGCCUGCAGCUUGCUUAGGAUCAGUUUACUGGUCAGAUAAUGUAAGAUGCAUUACCAACUUUCAAAGUCAAGGAAGUUUUCAGCAACACAAAUCGAAUUUGUCUUGUGCCUUUUGUACACACUACGUUUAUUGUAUCAGUGUUUACAUUUAAAUGCAAAUCAUUAUUCUGAAAACAACUUUAGGAGGAACUUAGUUAUGCUUUCACAGUGGCUGGAUAAAAAAAAAAAAGACUAGUCCAAAAAAGAAAAAACUUAAAACCUCUCAGACUAAGCUCAGUUCAGUUGAAGCAGAGAAGUACUUCUGUUACCAAAACUGAGUCAUUUAGGUGGGUUCACAGUGUAAAGAUGCCAGUUGUUUGUUUAGAAAACUGGCAGCAGGACUAAGUGACAGGUUUCUGAAAGCAAAAAGCUCAUCGUUAACUCUCCUACAGGCAGGUAACUUUAACAUUUGUCUUUCCUGGGUUUACAACUUCAGUGAUGGCUGUUGGAGCACAAUGUGGCUUUUUUCCUAGUGAGGGAAAAAUCUAUUUGUUUUACUUUUUUGUUUUAAUCUCAAAACUUUACCAGCCUAAAAACAUCUGUUUCUUGCCAGAAGUGCCAGAAUGUGGAUCCCUUGAUGUAAAACACCUUUUUAAAACUAGCAUGAAGGUAGCAUACAGUUUACAUGAUGCCUGCAGACAUCUAGCAACCAAAAGUUUUUCGCAGCUAUUUAUUCAGUGUUGUUCUGUCAGCUUACCUCGUAUUAGUGUUUGUUUAAAGGCUAACUUGUCAAGGGAUAAAGGGGGAGAGGGAAAAAAAAUAUAUAUAUUUUUAACACUUCAGGUUCUCUAUCUGUAUAGUCUUGUUUUUUACGCAGUUAGUUACAGGGUGGUUUGUCUUGGAGCAUGCUUUUGAAAAUACUAAGUAAAAAGUUGAAUAUCAGCUUCGGUGUAACUUGCUCCAUAUUUUUACGUAAAGACAAAGUACAGGUUUCUUCCCCAGCAAAACUCGUAACAGAAAUGGAUCUCUCCAGUACAGAUGUCAGCCACCCUGACUGUGGGCAGGGCUCUGGCUGGGGAUCAGCAUAGGGAAAGGACAGGGAUAAGGGAGCAAGAAAUGCCUGGCUUCUCCAUGUGUCAGAAGUCACACGUAGAAAGCACAAUAGCCCUAAAUAAUCUGCAGCUCUGAUGCACCCAGAGGCUGUCUCUCUAGCACAAGAGUGACGGAGGUGUGGGAAGGGAGAAAGGGGAAGAGCAAUGAGGGUGGCUUGGAGGUAAUUAUUUGGCUGAUCCAAGCCAGCAGUCUAUAGCUACAGCUGCUGUUGGGAUGGGUGGGAGCUGUGCUGCCAGGAAGAGCACUGUCGACAGAGUUUUGAGGGUUCCUGGCAGCUCUCGUUGCAUAGAAUAUGGACAAAAGUGAGCUAAUUGUGCUCCAAAGUACAGUUUCUGGUAUAAAUAUGUUCUUGGCUUUAAGCUCUCUAAUACUUUCUAUAGCGAAGUGGAAAUGGUCUUUUUGACGUAUUGUCGUUGAGCAUUGAUGCUGUUACAAUGCACGCGGGAGAAUUUGUGCAGAGGUGAGAGGAGCAGGGAUGGAAUGUUGUUUGUCUGCUUACACUGAUUCUCCUGUUCUUUAUAUUCUUGCUGGGCACUUUACUACAGCCUUUUGUGUAAUUUCUGUAUUUUUUUUAAAGACUGCUUUUUACCUACUGUACAGUUACUAAUCUACUUUUUUGCUAAAAAGAAAAUAAUAGCCCUGAUAUUUGUCUAGCAGUACAACUGCAUUUCAAGCUUCAGUGGAAUGAGUUCUGCAGACUCCUCAGAUGGGUUGGAGUCCCUAAUGACAACAGAGUUAAAUUUAUUUUGUAUAUAUGUAAACAGUCACAUGCAUCAUAGCCCCCCACAUGCGUAAGAAGCUUCCUUAAUUUGUGGGUUAAAACAAAUCCCAAUACCUGUCUGCACCAGAACUGGUCCACACACAUUCUGUGUCAGUUGACGUACUGGUGGUGGAAUGCUCAAAGUCUUCACAGAGAACUAAUUUUAUUAAGAAAAUGGAACACCUGGGUGUUGAUGAGCUCCUCCCACUGAGCAAUUGGACACAGCUGCUGCUCUGCACUUUAAUUCUUUAACUUGAGAGAAAAAAAGUUUUCCAGUUUAAGUUGCAGAUUGAAGGUUCUUUAGUAGCCAACAGCUGUGGGCAGGUAAUUAAUGAAGUUAUUUUUAACUGUUUUUGUACUUAAAAUCAGGGUCUUCAAGCAAGAGCUUGUGGGAAGCAAGUUUGUUGUAGUGCAUGGUGUGCUGUAGCAGUUGUUAGGAUUUGGGCUGCGAGUUGUUGCCCCGAUGCAGUUGACUGGUGUGCUGGGGUAGGGGGGGAAUACAUUUCUACAUAAAUUUAAUGUAUAACUUUGCCACUGGUUAAUGUAUUGCUCACAGAAAUAAAUGCUUCAUGUUCAGCAAGUCA
Molecule: messenger RNA, 4807 nt
Organism: Calidris pugnax (ruff)
Lineage: Eukaryota; Metazoa; Chordata; Aves; Charadriiformes; Scolopacidae
Gene: ZDHHC2
Product: zinc finger, DHHC-type containing 2
Exons: 13
Coding region: 33-1190 (385 amino acids)
Biological process (GO): peptidyl-L-cysteine S-palmitoylation; protein targeting to membrane
Cellular component (GO): endoplasmic reticulum; Golgi apparatus
Molecular function (GO): protein-cysteine S-palmitoyltransferase activity
Source: RefSeq, a predicted model, not a curated record